UCUUUUGACGUUUCCAAUGGUUACCAACUCAUGUUUCCAAUAAAUUGUUUGUUUUUAAUUUGAAUUAAUUGUUGAUUUAAUUUAAAUUGUUGAUUUUCCGAUGAGAUGCCUUUAAAUUGUUCUCGUUGUAAAGAGGCAAAGGCCAUAUUGAAACGACCGAAAACUCGCGAUGCAUUAUGUAAAGAGUGUUUCUAUUAUUGUUUCGAAUCAGAGAUUCACAAUACAAUUAUUGAAGGCAAUUUAUUCAAGCGAGGAGAUAAGGUAGCUAUUGGAGCCAGUGGUGGUAAAGAUUCAACAGUUUUAGCAUAUAUUAUGAAGCUAUUGAAUGAGAGACAUGAUUAUGGUUUAAAUUUGGUUUUGUUAUCAAUUGAUGAAGGUAUUACUGGUUAUCGUGACGAUUCAUUGGAAACUGUUAAGCAAAAUCAGAGAGAUUAUGCUUUACCUUUGACAAUUCUUUCAUAUAAAGAUCUUUAUGGUUGGUCAAUGGAUGAUAUCGUUAAACAGAUUGGCCGAAAAAAUAAUUGUACCUUUUGUGGUGUUUUCCGACGUCAGGCUCUUGAUCGUGGAGCCUUAAAGUUAAACUGUAAUGUGAUUGUAACAGGUCACAAUGCCGAUGAUAUUGCUGAAACUAUUUUAAUGAAUGUCCUUCGAGGUGAUAUCGCACGAUUGAAACGUUGCACCGCAAUUAAGACUGGAUCUGGAGAAAAUUCUGAAGAAAAUGUGAUACCAAGAUGUAAACCUUUUAAAUACACUUAUGAAAAGGAAAUUGUUAUGUAUGCUUAUUUUAAGAAGCUUCAUUACUUUUCCACUGAGUGUAUUUAUGCCCCUAAUGCUUAUCGAGGCCAUGUAAGAAGUUACCUUAAAGAUUUGGAGUCUGUUCGAUCAUCGGCCAUUUUGGAUAUAAUUCAUUCAGGGGAAGUUCUUGCAGUCGAUGAAGGGAUAAGAUUACCUAUUCAAGGAACAUGUGAAAGAUGUUCUUACAUCUCAAGUCAGCGAAUUUGUAAAGCCUGUGUAAUGUUGGAAGGUUUAAGAAAAGGAUUACCCAGAUUAGGAAUAGUUAAAAGUAGUAAGGUAAAAAUGAUAAAAAGAUUGGAACCAGAUGAAACUAAAUCGAAACAAUCAAAGUGUGGCUCAUGUAAUUGUACAAAUGACAAACCUAUCGAACUAAAUUAGAAAUUUUCCAACUCUUGGUUAAUUUCUUUAAUCCAAAUGUAAA
Panonychus citri (citrus red mite) is the source of this 1216-nucleotide messenger RNA. It is a transcript of the gene Ctu1, whose product is annotated as cytoplasmic tRNA 2-thiolation protein 1-like. The transcript is spliced from 2 exons. Bases 106 to 1173 code for a protein of 355 amino acids. Gene Ontology annotation, biological process: tRNA wobble position uridine thiolation. Gene Ontology annotation, cellular component: cytosolic tRNA wobble base thiouridylase complex; mitochondrion. Gene Ontology annotation, molecular function: tRNA binding. NCBI's taxonomy places the organism in Eukaryota, Metazoa, Arthropoda, Arachnida, Trombidiformes, Tetranychidae. The record is from RefSeq and is a predicted model, not a curated record.